Patiria miniata (bat star) is the source of this 4855-nucleotide messenger RNA. Its product is annotated as golgin subfamily A member 6-like protein 22. The record is from RefSeq and is a predicted model, not a curated record. The coding region runs from base 513 to 2948 and encodes 811 amino acids. The transcript is spliced from 20 exons. Lineage: Eukaryota; Metazoa; Echinodermata; Asteroidea; Valvatida; Asterinidae.
CUUGCCAAGUUGUCGAGCAGUAUGCUCCAACGAGUUCAAUAAGUAUGCCCGUCCUCGGGGACGAGGUUGGUAUACGCCGUGAAUGAACGGAAAACAAAUUGCGAGUUGACCGGUGAGUUUAUAAAUUAUAGCGUAAAUUUCAGGCGCCUAACGUUAGCUUGCUUGCCUGCAAAACGUGUGUUGCUGAGUGACAGACCGUGCUGUAUUCUAAGUGAGUGACUGGUCUCACUGUUCUUUUUUCAAUCUUUAGCAAUAUUACUUAUCAGCAAUAUCGGCUCAUACUAUUUCUAUAGUUUUGAACGAUAGUUGUGCAUGGUCUCGAACUUCAAAGUCAAAGGCAUCACACUCACAGUUCACAUCAGAAAAUUUCAGUGUGCAUGGACGCAUGAUCGCCCAGCCUCAUCAGCUCAGGGAUGAUCAGAUGAUGGUGUAUUCAGUGGUGAGUUUGCUCCGUGGACCGUGCGUGUGACUGAUUAACACACUGUACAUGUAGCCGUAUAGCGUCAGCCAAGAUGUGGCAAAGCUUUAUUGAUGGAGAUGCGGGGCUAUUCAACAAGUUUGGGCCAGCCCCUCUUCCAGCCAUUUCCAGCAACCAGCCUGGUGCCCAGACUCCACAGCCCAAUGACUACAACCAAAUUAUUCCCCUCGGCGGGCGCCGGUCUCAGCUGUCCAACGUCACUGCGGUCCCUGCCUAUGCAGGGGACUACACAGAGAACAGACUACGACAGGUGGAGGACAGACUGAACAUGUCUGAGCAGUCAUGUCGGGCGUUACUGGAAGAAGUCGUCCGAUUGAGAGGGGAGUUGAAGCAGUCGCACCUGCGCUCAGACGAAGCCAUCCAGAGCGAGCGCCAAUCCCGCCAGCAGCUCGCCGACAGCAUCCGGUCCAGCAACGAUCUGAUUGGUCAGCUGGGAGCGAGGCUCAAGCGGGCCGAGGAGCGCGUGUCCGACGAGAGGACGGCCGUAGGGGCGCUGGUCAACCACACCAAGCAGGUGGAGCAAGCGGUGCUGGGGAGCCAACAAGAAUUGGUGGCCAGGAGAGACCAGCAACUAACUAAAAUCGCUGAGCUUCGCAACGACUUGGACGAGGCCAAUCGGCUGAGGGAGCAGCUGGAGAGAGCAACCACAACCUUGGUGGACGAAGUGCGAGCCAUCAAGGGCAAAGUGGACACUCAGCACAUGGAAUCGACCAGCAUUGUGCAUGACGUCAAGGAGCGCACCAAGAGACUAGAGGAGGACAACAGAACACUGAUCUCUAGAUAUCGCAUCCAGCAUAGCGACCAGGAGUUGAACUCUGACAAGAACCUGACCCAGCUCAGGUUACAGAUGAGUGCCAGACUUGGUGAGGUGAGGGAUGUCUUGAUGGAUCUCAGGAAUCGAGUCACCACGGAGGAGACGGAGAGAAGGCAACAAGAGCAGAACUUCUUCCUCAAGCUGAAUGACAUCCAGUCCCAGGUCCAUGAGCAGUCGCGCAAGCGCGACGAGACCAUACACACCAUCGACGUGGUCCAGAGAGAGCGGGAGCACGCCGCCGACAACGAACGGCUCAAGAUGCAGGGCAAGAUUGCCGAGAUUGCUGAGGAGGUCAGCCGCAAGAUACUCUCCAAGGAAAUCAGACUGAGGGAGGAGGCCCAGCAAAAGUUUGGGAAUAUUGAGAAGUAUCUCCAUGCUGAGCAAGCUGCUCGUAUCGCUCACGAGCAAGCCAUGCGAGAGGAGAAUGAGAAGAGGUGGGCUGCACUACAGAAACUCACAGAAGAGGAAGUACUACACGUCAGAGAAGGACAGAAAUUGGACAGGCACAAGAAUGUGGGCGGCAUGUCCAAGGUAAAUGAAUAUAUGGACAAACUGGAGAAGAUGCAACACGAGACCAAGAAACAACUAGAAGCCGUCAUGAAAGCUGAGAUCAAGUCAAGGCAAAAUCAAGACAAGCAGAUUGAAGACAAGAUAGAGGACGUUCAAGAGAAGCUGGGCGUGGCCAUCUCCACCUUGCAGCAGGCCAUCGGAGGCAUCAAUGAGCAAGUAUCGUCAGCUACUAGCCAGUAUCAAGACAAGGUGAAGCUACUUAUUGAGGAGCAGAGCCAGGGCGGGUUACGAGGCUUAGCUGACCUGGAUGCGAGGGUCAUGGCCUUACAGGCCAAGCUGGCAUCGCAAGAGGAAGAAACUCAACGAACCGUUACUAAGGCAAUUGCUGAGGCGAUUGAUGAUAAGGAUAAGCAGGCGUCUAAAUCGCUGAUGGAAGAUCAGGCUGAGAAACUGGAGAAGAUAGACGACUGGCGGGACAGUGCCGAGAAGAAACUCAAACAGAUCAAGGAGCGUAUGGAUGAACUCGGACCAGAGAUUCGUGAGAUGAAUCGGACCAAUGAGACACUGCAGGAGGACAUGAAGGGGCUGAUCGACUCGGAAUCCAAGGAUAGAAUCCGUGAUGUCCAGAUGGUUCGUCAGGACCUGCAGACUAAGUACACCCAGCUCCAGCAGGAUAUAGAGGCAGCCAAGCAGGCCAUACCUAGCGGCGGUGAGGCCGCCGUGCCUGUCAUUCCAGUCACUCAGAAGGAGAAGCUGGCCCAGGGGAAAGGAGGCGGCAAAGUGGACGAGGCUACCAAGGCUAGGAUUGAUGAUAUUGAGGACAACAUUAAUAAGCAACGGAAGAAGUUUGAAGAGCUGAAAGAGCAGAUAGGGAAAGCUGAGAACAGCAUACAGACAGUCCGAGUCCACCUGGGAAGGAAGAUAGAUGCAGAGACGAAAGCUAGGCGAGAGGAGGUACAAGACAUGCAAGGUUUGUUUGAGGAGUUGCAGGGCCGGCUGGCCCCGUUAAUUGACGGCAAGAGCCCGGCGGAAAGACGCUCGACGCCAACAAACAAGGAGAACGGGCCGGAGUCGGCCAAGGGGAGUAAGAAGGGGAGUGCAGCAGGUAGGGGGAGGACGUCGGCCGGAAGCAACAAUGUUAGUUAGCUCAGGAAUGCGUUGGGAUUCGGGGCAACAAAGUGUUUACUUUGAUGCUUGGCCACUUCUUGAUUGAAUGGCUGCAUAGAUUGUGAAAAUGUCAAUCAUUACGCGUUCUAUGGAAAUCACCAGCCUCAAAGCUAAGGGCCACUUAAAGUUGCGACUACAAAAAAAAAAUAAGAACUAGAGAUACAAGUUAACCAGUUCAUGCUGGAUGACGUGUAUACACGCAAAGGUUUUGCAGUAUUCGAAACAGAUGACGGAUAAAGAUGCAGGGAGCGAGGCUGGAAAUAUCUGCCAGCGACUUGCUCUAGGCCGAAAAUAUGAGGGCAGAGUUUUUAACAAGCCAUAACACCCCCCCCCCCCCUCCUGGGAAUAAACACUAAGGGAGAAAAAUAAACAAUGUUGUGCUUUAAAUGUAAAGAAGUUUAGACCGCAUUUUGGAAGAUUAAUCAAAGUUUGCUGUUCAUUUUAUGUUUUGCUGGACAAAACAUUUGGAACAAUUUACAAAUGUGUGUUUUGUGUGUGACUUUUUGCUUGUAUUUCCAAGAUUUUAUAACUUGGAAAAAAAAUGUAAAAAGCGUGAUUUUGACAUUGAAUUUUGUAACAUUAAAAUGCCUUGCUUGCAACUUAACAACUUCUGUAGAUGUUAAACUUAACAGAAAUCUAAAAUGACUCGUUGUGAUCCAGCGGAAUUUCAACGGGAACAUUUGGAGAAAAAAAAGGGCUUUUUGAUCUUGCAUUUUUUUUUCAGCAAAAUUGUCAAAAAAAAUGUCAGUCUUGUAAAUUCUGAAGCUCCGUCUCUGCUUUUAGAGUAUCAGUUGGAAAAUGAUCAAACGUAAAAUUUGCCUUUGUUUAGAAGGUGAAAAAUGGCCAAAUAUAACAAUGAAUUUUCUGCUGUUGCAAUGUUUGGUAUUAUAAGAAAAGGUACUCACAUUUCUGUUCGUGCUUUAAAGGUAAUAAUAUACAACAUUUGCUUUUGCUGUCGUUUAGAGAAAUUAGUGAAUUUGGAAGUUACUUUAAAGCAAUUAUUGUUACACUGACCUCUUCAAAGUUUUGUGUUCAUAUAUGCUGGAAAAACGAAGAAAAAAAGCUGUUCUUGUAGUCUGGUUCCCUGACCCUACCUCAGACGAAACAGAGCCAUUUAUGAACGUUGGGGAGUUGUAAGGUCAGGGAACUUGACUAUCAGGCUUUCACCCGUUGUGUAACCGAUUGCAAUCAAAAUAUGGCCUAACUAAAGUACUUGGAAAAAAAACCUCUGUUUUUUUUUCCAAAGAUGGUCGGCUGACUAUCGUUGGAAAUUGAUAAAAAAAAUCACUUUUCUUAACAAUGACAGUACACCAGGUGCCAUGAUUUCACAGGAUGAUUGAGGUUAUUCACUUGCAGUCAAGUAACAUAUUUCAUAAUAAUUUGGUUGUUUUGUUUUUUGAUGUUUGCAAAUGGUGUAUAUUGCCUUUAAACUGUGUCUAUCUGCAUGUGUUUCAUUUAUCAAUUGUUAUUUAUUUAUCGGAACUUCCAUAUAAUGUCUUGCUCGUCCAAGUUAACUAGAAUGGUUUGUUGACUUCAAAGGUAUAUAUUUAUACAUACAUUUUAACAGUUUUUGCUGAAAUAUUUCUUUAUUAACAGGAAGUGUCUGUCCACCAUCUUCCUUGUGGUUAUAAGUGUGAAAAAUGUCCUUGUGCCUUCUAAAAAAUAUAUUUACUGUGAAUAUUUAUUGUAAAAAUGCUGUAAAAAAAAUCUGUACAGAAAGAAUAUUUAGCAACAUGGUGAUAUGGAGUGUUAACGUUGUUCUGUUUUAAAGGGCCAAUUUCACAAUAAGAACAACUACUUAUUUAGGCAUAGUUAAUAUUCUUCUGAAGUGGUGUUUAAUUUGGAUGGAAUUUGUAAAAUAUAGAAACAGCUCGGUUUACUUUUGA